AGUCAGUCAUGGUUAUUCGCAGUAAGCAUUUGAGUCUCUUUGGUCUCUUUGGAUGUUUGGCGUUGCCAGCAAUCUGGAUUCUACAUGGGUUUUAUAUUGUGGACAACAACCCUGUGGCUGUACCAGUGCACCAGAAGCUGCAGCUGCGCCUUAACCUACCCAAAGAUGUCACAGACAGAGACGUUAUAGUGAAACAUUAUAUUCAUAAUCUUCGAACCCAACUGCAGGACAGAAUAAAUAGAAGCGUCAUAUUCAUAAGAAAUCAGGAAAAACAUGAGAACACCUAUAAAAAGAGGAAAGAACAUUUGACGAAGUAUUGUCAGAAGCAAGCAGAGGACCAGACAACACUCAACACAAAGAUAGUGCGUAAGCAUCACUGGUUCCUGAAGGAACCUCGCAUAAUGUAUUGUCCUGUUGCAAAGUCUGGUUCAACCUUCUGGCGGAGAGCAUUUGAAGUGGUGAGGCGGAAAGACCCAAAAGUUGUUUCGCCUUUCCAGUUGUCCUACAUAGAUUUCAAAGAAUCCAAUGCUAAGAUUCCACUCAAUAUGACGGAGGCGGCUCAUGCGGAUGACAUGUCCAAACUCCUUGAAACUACUCUUAAAUUCAUAUUCGCUCGGGACCCGUACAGUCGGGUGUUUUCAACGUUUAUAGAUAAAGUUCUGUCACCAAACAGGUACAUGUGGAGUCUUGGUAAAAAGGCGAUUCAGAUGUUCAGAUCGUCCUAUACAAAUGGCACGGAAACUUGUGGAUCCGAUGUGACUUUUGAUGAAUAUAUCAAAUAUUUAAACACUCUCAACUCUAAAAGUUUUGACGUGCAUCUUAGACCGGUUGCGUAUUGUUGCGACGCUUGCUCGGUGGAUUAUGACGUCAUUGGCAAGAUUGAGACGUUCCAAGAUGACACACGGUAUAUUUUGCAAAAAUCAGGUUCCUAUGACAGAGACAUUAUAUUCAAAGAUGUGAAUACUGAGUAUAAGGUAGAUUAUAUAGUUGACGCUGUCGUACGGGCAUUUUCCUUCAGGAAUGGGUGGAGUCGCUGCAUUAGUAUACAUGCUGGUUAUCAGAGACUAUGGCGCCAGUUACAAAUAGGAGGGAUGAUAGAAAAAAUAGAUUUGUAUCCCCUCUCUGCCGAGCAGAGUAACAACAUAACCGUCACCGAAUAUCUCAACAUGGCAUUGGACGCAUUCAAGAGAUCCGGGCCGUCGGCCAAAGCAAACAAGAAAGAGGCCUUUUUGCAAGCCUAUUCGAUGGUGACACUCAAAGACAUGGAAAACCUUCGCGAGAAGUAUAUUGCUGAUUUUGAAAUGUUUGACUAUAACCAGCGUCCUGAGGAAUUAUUUAAAGUAAACAGAGAUCCCGUGGCGGAUUUUGACUACUUUGAUGUCAUGAGGAUGAAAUAGUUUUUCAUAUAACUGAAAUAAUAAAUUCAUAGUGUCAAAUGCGUGGAGGAGACACUUUAAUGGGACAUCUACGUUUCUAGCUUUUCUUAAUAGUGCAAACAUUACUUUAUGUGCGUGGUUGGUUAAUGUUUUAAUUGCUAUAUUCAUUCGUCUGUUUCGAUUGAAAUCAAUUUCCAGGUUGUUAUACGUAUCUACUAUCUGAAUAAUUUCAAG
This is a messenger RNA of Haliotis rufescens (red abalone), 1610 nucleotides long. RefSeq names its product carbohydrate sulfotransferase 9-like. The record is from RefSeq and is a predicted model, not a curated record. The transcript is spliced from 3 exons. Gene Ontology annotation, molecular function: sulfotransferase activity. Gene Ontology annotation, biological process: carbohydrate biosynthetic process. Lineage: Eukaryota; Metazoa; Mollusca; Gastropoda; Lepetellida; Haliotidae. Bases 9 to 1397 code for a protein of 462 amino acids. Gene Ontology annotation, cellular component: membrane.